AUGCAGUUCCAGGUGGUGCCGCAUGGCGCGCGCCCCCUGGCGACGGCGGAGACGCUGUGCGCAAUGACGCGCGCGGAGCUGGUGGCGGAACUGCGGAGCCUGCAGGCGGACCACGAGAAGUACCGGCAGGAAGGUAUGGUGUGGUUCAUGGUAGUGGCGUUCCAAAAGGAUCUGCUGGCGUCGGUGGGGCAGUCCGUCAUCUGCACGGACCUCGCAGGCACCAUCACCUACUGGAACAAGGCAGCGGAGGCGAUGUACGGGUGGCGGGAGGAGGAGGCGGUGGGGCGGAGCAUAAUCGAGGUCACCCCCGCCGACACCACGGUGCAGCAGGCGGGGGAGAUCUUCGCCGCGCUCACCCGCGGGGACGUGUGGCGCGGCGAGUUCCUCGUGCGGCGCCGCGAUGGCUCGCCCUUCCACGCCAUGGUCACCGACACUCCCAUCCUCGACUCCGAAGGGAAACUCGUCGGCGUGAUCGGCGUCUCAGCCGACAUAAGUGACCUGAAGCGCAAAGAAGGGGAGAUUCGCGCGCUGAAUGCGGCCUUGGAGCAGCGUGUGGAGGAGAGAACGGAGCAGCUGAUGCGGUCCAAUGAGGCGCUGAAAUCGGAGAUUGAGCAGCACCUAAGAGCGCAGGACCACCUGCGGCGCUGCAUCCGGGACCUGGAGGCGUCGCGGGAUAAGAUCUCGCAGCAGUCGACCGCGCUGGAGCGGCUGGUGGGCCAGCUGAGAGAGGCACGCGUGGAGGCCGAGUCGGCGAAUCGGCUCAAGAGCCGGUUCCUGGCGUCCAUGAGCCAUGAGAUCCGCACUCCCAUGAAUGGGGUUCUUGGCAUGACACGGCUGCUGCUAUCGACACCACUACAGGAGGAGCAGAGGCAGUUUGUGGACACCAUCCGGAGCAGCGGGGAUGCACUGCUCACCAUCCUCAACGACAUCCUCGACCUCUCCAAGAUCGAGGCGGGGGAGCUGGAGCUCGAGCACCGCGACUUUGACCUCUGCCGCUGCCUCGAGGACGCCGUCUCCCUGCUUGCUAUCCGAGCCAUGGAAAAAGGUGUGGCUGUGGUGAGCUUUGUGGAGCCCAAUGUGCCCCGGGUGGUCAGAAGCGACUCCGCGAGACUCAGACAGAUUCUUGUGAACCUGAUAUCGAACGCCAUUAAGUUCACAGAGAGGGGCGAGGUGGAGGUCACUGUCUCUGCCACCCGGCUGCCUGGGAGCUCCGAGCAGCACAUGCCAGAGCUGCUGAAAGAGACUGCGAAGCAACAAACAGAUGGAGGCAGGGGAGACAUGCGCAUGGAAGGCAGCAGGGGAGGCAUGCACGAGGAAGAACAAGAACAGGAUGAGGCAAAGGAGGAGGGACUUAGUGGUAUGAGCAAGGGCGGAGAUAUGAGUCCUGGGGAUGGGAGUGGGGAGUCUGCACACAGUGGUUUUGCAGUGUGGGGCAAGGCGCUGAGUAGCAGGAGGAGGUGGAGAGGGGAGGAGACGCAGGGCAUGGAGAGGCAUGGCGUGCACUGCAUUGCAGUGAGUGUGCGGGACACUGGAAUCGGCAUUCCCAAGGAGCGAAUGAAGCGCCUGUUCAAGCCGUUCAGCCAGGUGGAUGCGAGCAUGACGCGCAAGUACGGAGGCACAGGGCUGGGCCUGGCGAUAUCACACCAGCUGGUGGGCAUGCUGGGAGGGCGCAUCUGGGCAGAGAGCGACGGGCAGGGGCGCGGGUCUACCUUCAGGUUCUACAUCACAGCGCCCGCCCUGCCCUUUGACCUCCACACUCCUGUUGAGGCGCAGCAGAAGUCGCCUGCUCCUCCUGCUUCUGCUGCUGCUGCUUCGCUUGGUCUGCUGUCCCAAGGAUAUGAAGCUGAUGCUGCUACUGCUGCUUCGUCUGCUGUCCCUGCUCUUCAUCCAUCUCUUCCUUCACCUGCUGCCGCUGCUGCUUCAGCUGUUCCGCUUACGUCUGCUGCGGCUGCUGGCCUGUUGCGAAAGCGCAAGAGGGAAGUCGAGCCGCUUGUAGCUGCAGCAGUCACGCAAGGGCCAAGUCAAGGCAAGCGAUAUGCAGCCGCUGCCUGUUGCUGCAGCUCUUCCUGCCAGUGCUGCUGCUGCUGCUGCUGCUGCUGCUGCUGGAAGGAUGGGGCUUUGACUAGUGAAGGGGAGACACUGAGGAACACAGAGGGCGAGAGCGGGAGGGCAGCAGAUAUAGGCAGUGGAAGACAGGAUGGUAACUGCGCCAGUCAAACCCGUUGUAGCAGCAGUGGUGGUCGCAGCGGUUGCAGGGGUGGAGGGGAGGGGUGCGCUCCUCUAGGGGGGCGGAUGGAGAGGAGGAAAGGUGGAACAGAAGAGGAGCGAGGGGACCCAGGUGAAACGGCGACGGGAGAUGUGAGGAGUGAGGAGGAGGUUUUGGUGAGGGGAAGGGAGAGUGACAGGUGGGAGGGAGUGGGGGAGGGAGUGGGGGAGGGAGAGGGGGAGGGAGUCUGUGAGGGAGUGUGUGAGGGAGUGAGUGAGGGAGUGAGUGAGGUGGAAGCAGCAGUUUCUGGUUGGGAGAGAGCGAGGAGGAGAGCAGAGGGGAGGAGCGCACUGGUGGUGCUGCCCCAUGCAAGCACUCGGCGAAUGGUGUGCCGACACCUGGCAUCCCUUGGGUUUAGAGUGGGUGAGGCGAGCAGUGGGGAGGAGGCGGAUCGGGUGAUAGAGGAAGGUGUGCGGGUGCUGGGGGAAGGGUGUGGUGUCAUGAGUGGGGAGGAAGGGAGACGCGGUGGCAGUGGUGGGGAUGAGGGUCGCACAGAAAGGAGGGAAUUUGUGCUCUCUCUCGUAUCCUCGUCGCUACCCUCGUCACUACCCUUCUUCUCUCCCCGCCUCCUCUCGCUCCCUCUUCUCGCCUCCCCUCACUCCCCACUCGCUCCCCUCACGGACGCUCCACCAGAGGACUGGCUCGUGCAAAGAGCGCGGGGACGGGCGGCAGCAAAAGCAUGUGUGGAUGCAGCAGGGUUCCAGUCAGGGCUGGCGCAGCAGCACCCUCUCAAGAUUCUCCUCGCCGAGGACAAUCUGGUGAAUCAGAAGGUGGCAACCAAGAUGCUGGGGCGCAUGGGUUACACAUGCCACGUGGCAGUCAACGGGGCGGAGGUGCUCCAGGCGCUGCAGAAAGACUCCUUUGACCUCGUCUUCAUGGACGUUCAGAUGCCAGUGAUGGAUGGAAUCGAGGCAACGCAGCGCAUAACGCAGAUGUGGCCGCCAAGCCAGAGGCCCAAGAUAUUUGCAAUGACAGCCAAUGUGCUCGAAACUGACCGUGCCAUGUGCAUGCAGGCGGGCAUGGAUGGCUUCAUUUCCAAGCCUGUCAGCGUGCACGAGCUGGUGCGAGCCGUCGAGUUCUCCAGCCCUGCUAAGAGGUGA
This is a messenger RNA of Closterium sp. Naga37s-1, 3366 nucleotides long. The record is from the annotation of a GenBank genome assembly. NCBI's taxonomy places the organism in Eukaryota, Viridiplantae, Streptophyta, Zygnematophyceae, Desmidiales, Closteriaceae.